AAUCGGUAAUCUGUCAGUGAUUAGUAAUUUUGUUCGUGUGAGUUGUAAAAAGAAAAUCCCACAUAUAAGGAGGUUUUUUAUCCAAAAACCACCACGGAAGCAUCCGGGUACUAGGGCCUUCGCGCCCGGUCGCUCAAACCGUCGGGUCGACGAGCCGAGGGGGGAUCGGCGCGAGCACACCAACGACAAAUAGCCGCUGUUUGCUCCUGCGCACGCUUAGGUGCCGAUUCACCCACCGCUCGCACCAAAAGCCCGGUCAUGUUGAGAUCGGGCGCGAGGCACCCGGAUGCUGACGAGUGUCCGCCUGUCGCGUCCACGUCCGGACAAAGUCCGGAUGCGGCGCCGGACGUCCAGCAACUGUACGCUACGCUAAACGAGUACCUGCUUAUGGAGCAUAAGUUCCAGCCGAGAUUGUGCCUGCCCGCCGACUCUCAGAAUGGUGAGGUUACAACUGGUGCUCGAGAUGGUGCCGCUCACGUGUUGCGUUGUCUCAAAGUGUGGUUUGAUCUGCCCGCUAGUGUUCUUAUACACGCCAUCAACUUGUUCGAUAGAUUUUUGACCAAGAUGAAGGUGCGUCCGUGCCACGUUCCCUGUAUCACGGUGUCCUGCAUGAAUGUAGCCAUAGAUGAGCACGCGGAACUCACCAGGCAGCCGAGGAAUGUGCUAGUCGAGGAAUUGGUGUCAGUGUCCCAAUCAGCUUGUACAGCGGGGGACGUCGCCCGCAUGUCUCGCGUCAUAGUCGACAAGUUGGCGUUAGUGAAGGGAUGUCACAGUGUCACAGCUCUAGACUGGUUGCGUUUGCUGAGACAACUGGUUGUUUGUGCAGCGGAAGAACUGGAUGUGAACGCACCCAUAUGUCAGGAGAGUGAAUUAGUGAAUCUGUUGGAGAUAGUAGUCUGUGACGCAUCUUGUGCUAACGCUCGAACUAGCGAGUUAGCUCUAGUGCUUAUAUACCAUCAACUAGAGCAGCAAAUGGUGGAAUGGUCCCGUAGGGAAGGUAACCCGGUACCGGAGUCCGCAUAUCAUCUGUACGACUACGCUGCACAAUUACAAGCGCACUGUCAAAUGGCGGACGCGUCGCUAGUGUGGUGCCGUAAUCGCGUACGCGCCGUUAUAUCUCGGUACGAGGGCAGGUGCGCCGCGUUACAUAAACAGCCGCUAGUGUGGAGACUGUCGGAGCGUACGCUAAAGGUGUUGCGGCCGACCGAUCGUCUCACUUCACUACUACCCACUAUAGAGGAGCAACAUCUCGUCGACAACUCACCGCCCAGGAAACGUUCGGGCAGUGAGAGUGGGGAUUCUGUCGAUAUGUCUGAUUGGCCGAGAAGCCCUAUACUACCAGUUUACUGUGACCACUGAACCGUUCAAGCACAAACUCAACAUAAAGAACUUUAGUUUGUAUAUAAAUAAGUGUUGGGAGAAUAAGAAGUGUAAUCACAAACACCUAGACUCGAGGCAAAAUAAUGUGUGUACGAUCAUAUUUUAUGAUCGAUUUAAAGAAAUUUGGCCUUGGCCUAAUUGUCUAAUUUCAAAACUUAUCACAAUCCAUUUCAAACGUAUAGCGGUUGUGAUAGAAAAAACACGAAACGAUAAAAAUAUCAUAGACAAUUAAUUUCUUUUGACAUUUCUGAAGAGCUUUCGAAGAUAUUUGUAACUAUCAGUUUGCUUAAUUCAUUAUUUUUCUUUUAUUAAUGGCUUAUAUGCGUAUUUCGCACGAUUUUGCUAAUGUUAAGUGCAUAAAAAACAUUAUCUUUGAAAAAAAAAUAGCAAUUGCUGUCACUAGUAAAUUAGUUGUACCGUGAAGUUCUUGGAUAUCUUUAAAAUGUCAAAUCCAGUGAUCGUAAUAGAUAUUAUAAUUAAGCAAUUGGGCCAUAGGUCUCAAAAAUAAUAAAUUAUAUAGGUAUUAUAAAUUGAAUAUAAACUUUUAUAUAAAUUAUACAUAUGAAUUCAGUAGAAUAUGUACAUAUCUGGGUUCACUUAACGGUUUUGUCUCGAGUCUGGGCGUUAGUGGUAUGUGACGUUUCUAAUUUCCAUGGCACGUGUGUUUCUUUUAAAGAUCAGUGAUUUAUAUACUUAAAAUCGAAGGAAAACUACUUAUAUAAAAAAAUCUGUGAAACUGUUAGUUCUUCGCUUAUCGAGAGCAGCUAUUAACACCCACUUACAAUUUUGUGAUCCUAAUUUUGAAAUCAGUCAAAAUUCCGUGAUCAGAUACGAAUGUUUUAAAUGUAUAUUUGUUCCAUAGACUACUUCAAGUUCUUAUUCUAUAUACAUUUUGGUUAGAAGAGAGAAUUAGAGUCGGUGGGCUUAAAAUAACUUAUUUUGGUUUAAUACCAAUUACUACUUAAGUUAAUGUGACAAAAAAAAAUAAAAAAGGUGCAAUUUUUUCAAAAAAAAAUAAUAAUAACGAAAGUUAAAAAAAAUAUUCUCGAACAUUUAUUUUUAAGGUUUUUAGAUUUAAUUAAACGAUGUACGGAUGGGAGAGGUUGCUAAAAAUUAAAUUUCUACUAAAAUGGUAGUUCAUGGUAGUUUUUUGUGAGUUCUCCCAUUCUCUGUAUAUCGAGUUUGGGUGAUGAUUACAUCGUAUUCAGCCCUAGUAUGUAUUUUUAUCAUUAGUAUGUCGUUUAUGUUGCUUCGGUCGUUUUCUAUCGCGUUUAAUCGCAAUCGGUAUUGACUUGAACUGAUUUUUCUACUUUUUUUUGACUAAAUUAAAAAAAAUAUAUUUAAAAACAUAUUUGUAUAUGCAUUUAAUUUAUGAAGUAAUGAAAAUUGUUGCGAUUAAAUGGGAUAUUUUAACGCCAAAAGGGCAUUGUUUCUUCCCGAUAUGUUUUUUAUCAUAAUUUAUCAUUAUCACUGAAGCUUUAUUAAUUGUAUUUUAAAUUAAUUUUACUAAGAGUAAUCUUUUUAUUAUGGUAGGAAGGAACGGUGUGCUUAUUGUACACGCAAGUUUAGUUUUUAUAUUCCCCGUGUAAGCUAAAUUAAAAAAAAAUAAAAAAGAUUCCAUUGUGUAGCAUUGUAAGUUUUCCCUUUACCUGUAUAAAUAAAAAAAAAAAACUUUCAUAGAAACGCAAAUGUUGAAUGGCUAUUCCACCGAUUUUUGUAUGAAGUACAUAGUAUCAAUAACAUAAGUAUUAAUGUAACUUUUUUAAUUUAAAAUAUUUUUUUUUCACGUCCUUUAUACUCUAUGACUAAACCCUUCGUGGGUUUUUUUCAAAAUCCCAUAUUUGUUUUAUUAAGAAUUUGUCUUAAUAAUAAACAUUUUUUGGCAUUACAAUCAUUUUUAUUUUAGAUUUAACACGGAAAUUCGAUACUUAGAUUAAUAUAUAAUUAAUAGAAUAUAAAUAAAUAAAUGACACAAAAAAAAUACAAAUGUUUUUGAGAAAAAAAAAUAAAAUAAAAAAAAAUGAUCUCAGUAUUUUCAUAUAGACGAAUAAUAACCAAUAAAAAGAAUACAAAUAUUUUUCAAAUGUACGUAUGAAUCUUUUCUAAUUGUCGAGUGAAGUGUGUGUGUUUUCAUUACUUUUUCUAUUUGAACGCAGAGUUUCAUCUUUUUUGUUGGCAAUUCAUCAAUUAGUGUCACACUUUUGGAACUGUUUUUUUUUAUGAAUAAUAAAGGUGUGUGUUCAAAUGAUAGAAAAAAAAAUACUGUGAUAAUUUAUCUUGAAUGCCAUCUCAUAAUGUCAUGAAAUAUUUUUGUGAAAUAAUGUUUUUAACGCUCAGACGCGUUUAGGACAGUUUUUAUUAGCAAAAUUUACUAAAAUUGGUGAAUUUGUUUAUAAAAUAAGAUAUAAUAUCGAUUUAUCUAAAUAAAUUAUAAAUUGUCGAAUUUUGUAACUUUAACCUCUUAUUACAAUAGCACAGGCAGUUUGCUGUACAAAAAAUCUAGUAAUAAAAUACAAAUGCAUUUUAUUCUGUUAAUAGUUUUGCUUUUUUUAUUUAAAAAUAUUGUUUCCAUAUGAUAUAUUAGUUUUUUUUGUAUGUCACCGACCAAAACCAUGUUUUUUUUUUUAAAAAAAAGGUUCCGUAAUGCUCUUAAACAAAUGUAAAUGACAAUCUUCCUAUUUUCAAAUAUUUGUCUAUGGUAGUAAAACUUCUGUAGUUUUUGGCAGCAAAUUGUCAAUAUCACUUGCAUUUACCUAGUGUGCCGCGAAGUGUGUAUUGUAAAAACCUGUAUUUUAAUACAGAUCUAUUAAAAAAAAGUCUGCUUGUAUGUAUGUGUGGAAAAAUGAAAUCUCGAAUCUAAGAGAAUAAAAAGUCAGACUACUUUUAUAUGGUGUUUUAUUUUCUAUUUUGCCGUACCUAAUCGUAGAUAUAAUUAAAAAGGGUAUUUGACACUAUUCAAAAAAGUUGCGUCUUGU
Messenger RNA from Diatraea saccharalis (sugarcane borer), 4355 nucleotides. Lineage: Eukaryota; Metazoa; Arthropoda; Insecta; Lepidoptera; Crambidae. The record is from the annotation of a GenBank genome assembly.